Messenger RNA from Echinococcus granulosus, 2268 nucleotides. RefSeq names its product Conserved oligomeric Golgi complex subunit 2. NCBI's taxonomy places the organism in Eukaryota, Metazoa, Platyhelminthes, Cestoda, Cyclophyllidea, Taeniidae. The transcript has 16 exons. The record is from RefSeq and is a predicted model, not a curated record. Gene Ontology annotation, biological process: intra-Golgi vesicle-mediated transport; protein transport; Golgi organization. The coding region runs from base 1 to 2268 and encodes 755 amino acids. Gene Ontology annotation, cellular component: COG complex; membrane.
AUGUCCAAUUGCAUUUUGUCUAACUAUAUAUAUGAGGAGUUGGCUAACGAUGCGUUAGAGUCUACCUUGGGGAUUGCACCUUCGGGCCUGGAGUUCUGCUUCGAUAGGCGAGGAUUCCUAAACGAUGAUUUCGACGAAGAUGCCUUUAUACUGGAUCGCCUCAAGAUGGGUAUCUCUCUCCAAAACCUUCACGACAGCCUUCUGCAGUACUUCAACAUUUUGAAGAAUAGUCUCGUUGAGCUGAUAAAUCGUGACUGUGCUGACUUUGUCAGCCUCUCUACCAACCUUGUUGGACUGGACAAAAUCAUUAAAAGCCUUGAGGACCCACUGAUGGCCACGAGAGAACGCGUCUCUAACGUUCUUUCAGAGAUCCAAGAAACGAGAAAGGAGUUUGAAUUCAGCUUGGAAGAACGGAAGAGACUGCGUGAAAAAAAGGAGUUGAUCAACAGCCUCAUUACCGUGGCAACCUGCACCAGUCGAUUGGAGCGUUGGCUCUCCCCCACAAUUCAAUCUGGCGAGGACUUCCACCUCCUAACUACUGGUGACUCUUCCCCCGCAGACAAGACAUUUCACGAGGAACAACAAAUUGAUCGUGUGGCACAGGAAUAUACAAAACUGCAACACUUUGUGAAAAAGUGUGUCAACCAUCCCUUCGUGGAAGAUCUUAAGCCGAGGAUCCACCUGAUAACAACCAGCCUACAGGACCAGCUGGAGGGUCGCCUUCGCUGCGGUCUCAAUCUCUGUCACGAAGCACAAUCUAGCGGUCAGUUACACCCAAAAACCUCUAAGAAGGCCUCCUUAGUGCUGCGGCAGAUCCUUUCCACCUACGUCUCUAUUGAUAAGCUAACCAAUGCUAUCGACCUCUACCGCAAACACUGUCUCCACUCUCAGCUCUCCAAGAUAUUCUUACCCUGUCCGGAACUGUCGGCUAGCGGCGCUGACGCAGAUGCUGCGGCCUCGACCCUGCGGCGAAUGUUUGCUGAGGCCGUCGCCCUCCUAGACAAAGAGCUUUCUCUUUUUCAAACUCUCGUCUUCAAGCGACUACACAAGAGCUACGAACCGUUGAGUGACUUCGACGUGAUUAUGGACGGCUUUUUCCCAGAAACUGUGGAUGUCCUCUUUAACCAACUUCCUGAUAUUUUCUCCGCUGGCAAUCCGGACAAGUUUCAUAAAUUGUACAAGAUCGGUAUGGAGUUUUUGGACCUCGUGGAAGACCGAGCCGAAUCCACUAAGCAGGUGGUGAAACUGAGGGAGAAGGCUGUCUACACAUCCUUCCUCAACAAAUGGAGCCUCAGUGUUUACUUCCAACUCCGGUAUCAAGAAUGCAACGAAAUUAUUUCUGACUGUUCAAAAGAUGUUUUCAAGGAGGCUAAAACAGGGCCACCAGGCUAUGCACUAGCCGUGACAGCGACUGUGAUGCGGCAGAUGAGGCGUUGUUGGUCCGAGGAUGUCUACUUGGACUCCCUACGACACCGAUUUUGGAAACUUACUCUUCAACUCAUCAAUGCUUAUAGUUACCUCAUUGGUGAAAAAGCUCUCAACCAGACCAUCAACUCCCCCGAAAAAGCAGGAAUCUCGGGCAUAGAGCCACUGCUGCUGGUCUUUUUCGAUGGCAGUUUCUUUUUGAAGUGGAUUGACGAGGGUAACUUGGUGAACUUGAUCCUGUCGGCAAUGGACCUUCGGCAAGCCAAUCCUCUGCCCGAUUGGCUGGAGCAGUGCAUUAAAGACUCCUCCGAACGUAUCAAUUCUGCAUUGAUCGCUAUUAAGUCGGAAAUUUGCCGUGUGUUCGAGGAAAAAAUGCAAGCUCUGAUCAAGCAGAUACAGGAUCUGCCGCGGCAGUAUCGUCGCACAAAUCGGAAUUGGCCUUCUACACCCUCUGCAUUUAUGCCGAGGAUUUUGAAGCAACUCACUGAUCUCGCCCAAGUUCUGCAGUCUGGCAUCCUCAGUAAACCUCAGGUCGAACCUUUGCCUUUUCUGCGCUCCCAAGUCGUCGAGCUCUUUGAACGAAUCCUGAUGACAUCAGUGCGAAAGAUUGAGGACAGUCUGAGGCGUCUACGAGUGGCACGUGCAGUCGGCGGGACGCAGCAGGCGGGAGGCGCUGGCAAAACUGACGACGACAAGAUUCGCCAUCAGGUGCACCUUGACACCCUGGAGUACAUUUCUCAGUUGAAAUCACUUCCACUUCUCUCGGAGGAGGGACUGCAAUCAAAUCUCGACGUGCUCGCAACCAGUGAGAAUCCAGAAAUGGUCUCCUCGAGUGUAUCUUAA